AGAAAAGAUGAGUUGAAAAGGGAGAAGAUGACAUACAUAGUUUUGGUUUGAGAGAGAUACCAUAUUUUAAGGGUUGAUUCAACAUAAGGUGGAGAUGGCGAUGAUGAGGGGCAAAAGGGGAGUGAUGGCAACAAUGCUUUUAUUGUUGGCACUAAUGACGUUGGAGGUGUGCAGAGGGUGGGAUUUUAGUGCGAGUCAGUUUUGGGACAAGACAAAGGAGACAAUGCAGCAAGCAGCGGGACAGGGGAAGGGAGCUGCCGAGGACACGAAGGAGAAGAUAUCAACUGACAAGAAAAUGGAGCUAGUGUCGGACAAAGGACACGAUGCAAUGCAGAAAAUUGGAGAAGUAGCCGGUGACAAGGGCCAAGAUUACUCAGAUUUGUUCGCGAAUAGUAUCCAAACAUCUCAACAGAGGGUAGAGAUGGCAACGGGUGGCACGGUCCAAAAUGCCAAAGAUAUGUUGGGAAAUGCCAAGGAAAAUGCCCAAUAUGCUCAACAAAAGGUGUCGGAGGUAGCGGGUGACAAGGCCCAAAAUGUCAAGGAAAUAUUGGGUAAUGCCAAAGAGAAGGCCCAAGACACAAAGGAAAAGGUAUCCCAGGCUGCUGGUGACAAGGCACAAGACGCCAAGGACAAGGUGUCCCAGGCCGCUGCUGAUGUAGGCGCUCAUGCGAGGAAUGAAAAGGCCACUGCCGAUGAGCUUUAAUUUAAUUAGUGAAAUAGCUUGUAAUUUGAGUAUUAUUAUUAUUAUUAUUAUUAUCAUAAGCAAAAGAAAAUGGAAUAGGUUAUAUAUUUCAUCGACAUUCUAAUUUAUUUUUUCAUAUAUAUAUAUGUGUGUAUGUCGUACAAUGGUGUCGUCCUGUUGUGAGAUGUAUUAUUUUUUGUGGCAUAUGAGUAUGAG
Molecule: messenger RNA, 898 nt
Organism: Linum tenue
Lineage: Eukaryota; Viridiplantae; Streptophyta; Magnoliopsida; Malpighiales; Linaceae
Source: the annotation of a GenBank genome assembly